CUGCCGCGCCCGACGCCCGCGCCGUGCCAGACGCCGGCGCCGCGGGCCCCUCGCGGGAGGGCAGCGCGGCGCGGGGGCGCGGUGCCUGCAGCCACGAGAGUAGCGGCCGCAGCGCGUCCGAGCGCCGCUUCCGCGAGCAACCUGCUGGCGACGAGCAGGCGAAGGAGGAGAUGCUGCGCCUGCUGCGGACGUUCCGCAAGGGGGACGUGAUGGUCAAGGUGGGGGACAUCGAGCCCAUACUGGAGGUGCUGAACCUGAACAGGCUCUUCUCGACGAAGCCGCCCCGGGAGAACGUUACGGUGGACCCUGGGUUCUUGGUGUACCGAGGGGUCGCAGGCGUCAACGUGCCAGCGACCUUCGGGGAACUGCACCAAACAGACGUAGUCCCAGCCACGUGGACGGGAGGCAGCGUGACCCUCGGGGGCCACGACUUCUUGCAGCAGCAGGACGGCUUCCGGCCCAGCAGCGUGCCCGAGGGCAAUUUCACCAUGUUCCCGCGCCUGUGGGUCCAGAUCAAGUGCUCCUCCUGGUCGCACAGGGAGAAGCGCAGUUCCAAGAGCAAUGCCGCUGGGCUUGGGCCCAUCCGGCACGGCUCCCUGGGCCCGAUCCCCGACGUCGGGCCGGGCGGCCCAGCGUGGGAUGCGUCGUGCUCACUCAUGCAGGCUGUCAACGAGGAGGCCCGGCCAGAGAAGGGGCUCGCGACGCUGAAGACGAUGCAGUCGCAGGACGAUUGGGAGGUCGGCCGCCGCAACGCGGCCUCGCGGUCCGGGAGCGUGGUGUCCACCUUCGGGGCCGAUAACGAGAGGAUCGACCACAAGGUUGUCCUCGCGGUCAUAUCCGGGCACGCUCGCCACGGCAUCCGCAUAGGCCAGCACGAGCGGAGCUCCAUCUACAGCAUCGAGGACCUGUACGGCCAGGGCGAGGAGGUGUGCCUCGGCGGGUCCCCGACGGAGGUGGAGUUCGAGCUAGAAUUUCGGCAGAUUUGCAAGUCGGGGUGAAAUGUCAGGGGUCGGCGUUUCCGGUGAACGUUCCGCCGGGCGCCGGGGUCGGCGUUUCAAGGGAACGUUCCGAUUUCGGCCAGAUGUGGGGCCCCGGAGGAGGAGGAGACACGAUAUCAAGCACUUCAGGAUGAUGCUCGAACCAAAACAAGCGAUUCCCCAACAUUGGCGAAGGCGGCGGGUUUUCACAUCCCGAGGGUCCCAGUCCUUCGUGUUCCCCGCUCGACAACCCCUGCGAGCAGCGCCGACGUCGGUACUUUAGGUACGCCCACGCCCAGGUGGAGUUCGAGCUGCAGCUGACCGCGCGGGCGCCCAGCAAGUGUGGCAUCUGCAGCUGCACCCUUGCCGUACUGCCGCCGGGCACGCGGGAGUAUCCGCCCAACCCGCUCCUCGAGGUGGCCUUCGACGCCUCCGCGGAGGAGCACCUGCACUUCUACAUCUCCUCGAGCCAUUUCGACUCGAACAGCACCUACGGCGUGGCCCUGAACUGGGUGCUGCGCCCGGGCAGCGGUGGCAGUGGCGCUGUUGCAGCCAGCGCCGCGAGACGUUGCUGAGCGACGGGGCACAUCGCAGAUCCUCCUC
Messenger RNA from Prorocentrum cordatum, 1580 nucleotides. The record is from the annotation of a GenBank genome assembly. Lineage: Eukaryota; Dinophyceae; Prorocentrales; Prorocentraceae.